Messenger RNA from Ascochyta rabiei, 504 nucleotides. RefSeq lists its product as uncharacterized. NCBI's taxonomy places the organism in Eukaryota, Fungi, Ascomycota, Dothideomycetes, Pleosporales, Didymellaceae. The record is from RefSeq and is a predicted model, not a curated record. The transcript has a single exon. The coding region runs from base 1 to 504 and encodes 167 amino acids.
AUGCUCGCGAUGUCGCAACCUCUCGCUUGGCGGAUGAACAUCCCGCCCGAUCGCCCGACGCGCGUGCUUCUCCACAACCGGCCCAUGUGUCGAUGGGCAAAACGGCAACAAUCGACGCUCGAUGAAAUUGUGAUGGCCGCGCUUCUUAAGCUCUCUUCCAGCGCCCAGGUUAGAGGGGGGCGGCAGCUGCGCGCCGGCCCGUACUUGUGGUUGCGGAGACGGUCGGAUCUGUUUAGUGCUUGGAUUGAGGUUGUGGAUGUUGUUCAGACACAGUUUCUUUCCAACUUGCGAUUGGAGAUGCGUCAUUGUGACCAAAGGGUGUAUGUUUGUAGCGUUGAUGAUAUGCAACUAGACACGUGCAAGGUAGACUUGACACUUGAUAUUUUGCGAUUAUCAGUGUAUCAAGCCCAGGCACUGUGGUCUUCUGCAUGCGGCAUACAUGCAUCAAGUCUUCGACGAGGUUCGAGGUACGCAUACCGUCCCAUCGUUCAUGUCCGUUGCUAA